UCAAAAACCUUUUUUUUUUCCCUUUUUGUCAAUUUGACAAUAUUUUCCAAAAAAAAGAUUCAUAAGAUAAAUGCAGAUUAAUUAAACCUCGCACGUGCACUCCACACGGAAGUGAUCUCUAAGGUAUGAUCAAACCCGGACCACCACCGCCAAAACAGGCCGCCGGAAGCAGACACGGCGGCGACGGCGGCGGAGGGGUUGGUUGCAGAAAGGGCCAGAAGUGGUAAUGAUUUAAAUACUUGAAAAAGGCAGCUGGCCUUUGUCUGGGGUACCCUGUCCGUAUUACACAUUGGAGUCCUCAGACACAACAGGACAAAACAAUCCUUGCCCUUUUAAGCACCGAGAUACGCUACUCUACAACCGAGACCACGAGCUUCAAAAUGAAACCGCCCUUGAACGCUGCAUCAUAAUCUGGGACGUUCCAGUGCGCGCGUCCCCACCGUAACACGAUGUGUCUUCUGUAAGAAGCACGUGUGAGGGGUAUUAUUGUCAUUUCAGUGAUGAAUCUGUGAAUAAAGUUUCACUACGCUCUACUGUACAUACAACGGUCUACAAAACAAGAGUAUGAAAGACAAGAAAUUAAAAAGAAAAAACUGGGUAGACGACAAGCACCGCCUAGUCCGACUUUCCCCGACAAAUGUUAUCGCCUAGCAGAUUACGACACGUGGAUGGAUAGAUUUCCAUGGGCAGCCGGAAGGUGAGAACAUAUAUCAGGCAUCCCCUCCCACUAACCAUGGUUACCACAACACCACCCCUCCACUAACCAUGGUUAAACGGCGCCGCUUUAACUACUUUUUAAUUAUUUUCCUCUCAUUUCGACUCCCCUCUUCUCUCUGGAUCUUCGCUCAGCCAAAUACGAACUGAGAAACCGCCGCCUUACGCCCACUGGUUUUCCGAUCGCCUUCCGAAGCAAACCGACAUGUAGAUUUGAAGUUUUCACUUGCACAUUCCCUGAGCAACUACUUAGAAUCUGCAAAUUCAGACGCUCCCUCGGUUUUUAGCUUCAGUUGAUCUUUUGAAUUUUCCUACUAAGAGCAGUCACAGAGCUUGGUAGUUGAAGUAUUCGAGUUCCUGUAUUGAUUAGGAUUGAUUCGGAAUAGGUAGUUUCAUCAAACAACUGAGCGGCUAGGCUUUCGGUGAAUCAAAAAGCCUAAAACUACCUUUGUUGAGGUCGUAGUUAGUGAUUGAUAUUCUAGGUUUUGUGCGGAAUGGUUGAUUUGGAGAAUUCUUCGCCGGUUGCGGUUUCUGGAGAAGCUGGUUUAUCCUCUUCAGGUUUUCAUAUUGAACCAGUGACGGUGGUGGCUCCGCCGAAGAAGAAACGGAACCUGCCUGGAAUGCCAGAUCCCGCGGCGGAGGUGAUUGCUCUGUCGCCGGAGAGUUUGCUGGCGACGAACCGGUUCGU
Molecule: messenger RNA, 1402 nt
Organism: Momordica charantia (bitter melon)
Lineage: Eukaryota; Viridiplantae; Streptophyta; Magnoliopsida; Cucurbitales; Cucurbitaceae
Source: RefSeq, a predicted model, not a curated record